Strigops habroptila (Kakapo) is the source of this 1273-nucleotide messenger RNA. It is a transcript of the gene C5H2orf66, whose product is annotated as chromosome 5 C2orf66 homolog. Lineage: Eukaryota; Metazoa; Chordata; Aves; Psittaciformes; Psittacidae. The record is from RefSeq and is a predicted model, not a curated record.
AUGAAUGUUUGUUUGCCUUUAGUCUUUGCUCAGAUUACAAGGAGACUAACCAAGAAGGGGCAAGCCAGAGCCAAAUUCACUGAUAGUCUGUUCAUCUCUUCAAUGUGGAAAGUGGUGCUGCUGAGUCUAUAUACGGUAUUGGCUGUGAGAGGACUGGUAAAGGGUGCUCCUUUCCAACCAGAAGAAAAAUGGAAACCUCUAGAUAACCCUAGAAACAGAGACCUGUUUUUCAGAACGCUGCAGGCUUAUUUUUCAAGCAGGGGUCUUGAUCUCAGGAAGUUCCCAGCCACUAUCACCAUGAACGAUGAAGGACCAAGGCCUGUCAUGUUCUACUCGGAUCCUAUUGCUUCUGCAUUUGCAGAUUAUGAAGAAAGGAAAAAUUCUUUCCCAAAUUAUUUCAAAGGCUGAAAGAUGCUGCUGACCAAGGUAAAAUAUUAUUUGAAUCUAAGCAUUUCGGUGAUUUACUCAAGAUCUUAGAGAUUAAUUUGUAAUCAGUAUAUUCAGUUUAGGAAUAUAAGCUCUCUGCCUGCUUAACCAUGUCUUUUUGUAAUCAAAACCACAGCUCCACUAUUCUUAUUAUCCCAAAUCAUAAUGAAGACUGCACUCAGAUUUUAAUACUAAGCUCUCAUUUGGCCAAGCUUUUGUGUCAGGGAAAAAGAUUGCACUGCAUAAUGAGUAUUUGCAUGAUAAAUAAAUGAAAAUGAACUUUAAAAGGGAUGCUGUAGCUCUCCUGUAAGUUACAGCAGCAGUAAGAAAACGACUGGUGGAAGUAGUUUGUCCUGCAUAAUUCAGUCAUUCUUUUCAGUGUUCAGAACUGUUUUCUGGAAGUAGAGGUCUGCUGCACUCAGUUGGGGUAUUUCAGCCAGUGUUAGCUUUGAUCAUACCCUGGUUGCAUAUAAAUAUUUCUGUAUUUGUCUCACAUCCUUUGUUUUGUUUUCUUUUUCCUCCUCUCUUUUUCAGGGAUUAACUUUUGAACUUCAUGCGAAGUGGUAACCUUCCCAGCAAAAUAUUACUGCUUUGACUUUUUAACUGUUACCUGACAAUUUAAGUUUUUCCUCACUAUCACAGUUUUUACCUAUGGAAUCUGAUGUCAUGCUGCAAGUAGCACAUUUGCUUUCCAUUGACAAGUAUGUGAUGUUUGCCUGCUACGAUGUGCCCAGAGAGCUGUGUGUGUUGAGAUGUAAAUAAAUGAGUGCAACAGUGUGCUUUUAAGUAUUGCUAACUGUCUUUGUUCAAAAAUGGUAAAUAAAUGUUAUCUUUCAUUUUAUUAGAA